Messenger RNA from Eruca vesicaria subsp. sativa (arugula), 1735 nucleotides. The record is from the annotation of a GenBank genome assembly. Lineage: Eukaryota; Viridiplantae; Streptophyta; Magnoliopsida; Brassicales; Brassicaceae.
CCACAACACUUACCACCACUUCUCUCUCUCACAUCUCUCACUGUUUACUCUUUUAAUUCAGGCUUACAUUGAAGAAGCAAAACAAGAGGCUGGCUAUAUUUUUUCGGUAAGAUACUCAUUCUCUGCAUUAGAGGGAUAAUAUCACAGUAUGCAGACCCAAAAGGCAAGAAAUGGAUCUCCAGAUGUUCCCAAGAAGGUGUCUCCUCGAGCUGCUCGGACACUGAAGAUACCAGCGUUAGAUCCUGACUCCUCUUCACCUCCUAUCUUAGCUAAUAGCAGAACACCAAAGGACAAAAGUCCAAAAUUUCCGGACCGUAGGUCUCCACGCAGCCCUGUCUCGGAGAAGAAGAGGCCAAGCAGAAUAACGGAGCUCGAGUCUCUAGUCUCCCAACUUCAAGAGGAGCUAAAGAAGGCGAAAGAUCAAGUAACAGUGUCUGAGACAGCAAAGAAACAAGCAGAGCAGGAAGCGGAAGAGUCCAGGAAAGAGCUACAAGAAGUUUCCUCUAAGCUCCAGGAAACUCAGAAUCAGUGUUUGGAAGUCUCAGUCUUGGAGGAAGAAACCGAUAAAACCAGUGCUACAGCUGAUGAAAGGAGAGGAUUAGCUGUUGUUGUUCAGGAGAUCAGACAACUUAAGCUUCAGAUUGAGAUGGUGGCUUCUUCUGAAGCUGGUCAUGUGAAACAGGCUGAGCUGCGUAACUCGGAGAUUCACCUUUUGAGAGGAAACUUAAUGGACACACUUUUUCUCGUUGAGAAUUUUAGGGACCAGCUUAAGGACUGUGAGGUAUCAGAGGCUGAAACUGAGGCUUUAGCCACUGAAACUCUUAGGCAACUGGAGAAUGCUAAAAAGGCAGUAGAGGAACUGAAGUCAGAUGGCACUAAAGAAGUUGAAAGUUAUAAGAAGAUGGCUGUAGAGCUUGAACAGGCAAAAUCAAGGAUGGUAUGGCUUGAAGGUCUUGUGACUAAGCUUAUGGACAAUCCUGAAGACUAUGAGAGUUUAAAACUUGAGGAAUCAAAUGAGAUGAACUUAAGAUGUGAGGUAGAGAGACUGAGAGCAGCUCUAGAAGCUUCUGAUAAAAGAGACCAAGAGGUGAAUGUAGAGGCUUCUUCUCAGUUAAGGAUACAAGCUGAACUCCAGUCUGAAUUAAAGAUAGCUAAAUCCGAGAUAGAGGAGCUAAAGGCGAGGUUGGUGAACAAGGAAACAGAGUUACAGUUUGUUUCAGAGGAGCUGAAACUGAUGAAGAACCAGAAGGAGAGAGAUGUUGAAGCUGAGCUGAAGCAACUAAGGGAAGCUAUCGAGAAUUUGAAGGCGGAUAUGAUGGAUAAAGAGACAGAACUCCAGAUAGUUUCAGACGAGAACGAGACACUGAAGUCAGAUAUCCACAAGAAGGAGACAGAUGUACAAGACGUGCUCAUGAAGUUAGGGAUUGCAAUGGAAGAAGCUGACAAGAGUAGUAAGAGAGCGGUUAGAGUCACUGAGCAGCUAGAAGCAACUCAAGCGUCAAACUCAGAAAUGGAAACAGAACUCAGGAAGCUCAAAGUUCAGUCAAACCAAUGGAGAAAAGCUGCUGAAGCAGCUACUUCCAUGCUCUCUGCUGGAAACAAUGGGAAGUUCGCUGAGAACUAUGAUCAAGCAAACUCUCCUUACUCUGAGGAUGUAGAUGAUGAACUGACAAAGAAGAAAAAUGGGAAUGUGCUCAAGAAGAUUGGUGUUUUGUGGAAGAAGCCUCAGAAAUAG